AUCAUCAAAUUUGCAAACUGAAAAGAAAGAAAAACCAAAAGGAAAACGAAGACAAACCAUUUCAGUAUUUAGCAGAAAACGUGAAAUUAAAUAAUCGUUACAAAUUUGAAGGUUGAAUUAAAUCAACAUUAGUCACCUGUUCGUUUGUGAGUGGUCAAGUUCAAGUGUAAAAUCGUGCAAAACUACAAGCGAAGAGGAAAAGCAUGACAACAGACAUUCAAGAAGCGUUGGAAAGCCAUUUGGGAGGUGGAACGGUGCAAAAUUUGGAGAACAAUAGUGAUAGCCGCAAUAAAGAUGUAACAGUUAACGUAAUCGGUUCUUCAGGCCACUUAAAUAUGAACAAUGACGCUGGCGUUCAUGAAUGCUCCAGGGGCAAUGAAAAUAGUAGCAAUCAAAAAAAUAAAGAAACUUUAAAAAUCCUUUGUCAUAAAACGAGAAGAACCACUGGUAAAUAUCAAAAUUCAGACUCCGAAGAUGGCUUUCUAUCCACCUCGCCCGAUAGCGUGAGUAGUGAACAAAUGCCUAAAGUUGGCCAACAUGAUAAUGUACGUGCUCCCAGAGUACCACCGCCCAUUUGUUUGUGUACUAACCCUUCUGGUUGUGUCAGCCUUAAAAAUAUCUUGGAAUCAUUUAAAGCUCCGCUGUCGGAGGAGCAGGCUUGGGCCGUCAUAUACCAAUACAUUAGUAUGUAUCGAAGUGUGGCAACUACUGGUGAACAGCAUAUUUUCAAUAAUUUAGAAAUUCCCGAUACAUUGGCUAAUAUGAAUUUGCACCGUGACGGCACAGUGCAUUGUUCUUGGAGCGAAACAGAACGCAAAGAGAAAGAACGAAAAAUGCAAGAGCAACAAAGGCAACAGCAGGAGCAGAGUGAUGGCGAUAAUCACACAUUUGUGUUGGCCUCGUACAAGAAGAUUCUACGUAAAGUUGCGCUUGUCGUUUACACCGCUUUGGAUUACAAUUUGCAGGAAGACGAACAAUGUCAAAUGUCCCAAGAAUUGGAAGAACUUAUUACGCAUAUGACGAGCGAGGAAAACGAUGACGAUUGCAUUGACGAAGGCAUUGACGAGGGCUACAAACGUUGGGACGACGAGACUGAAAAUGAAAAAUAUAAUGAAACCAAAGAAUUUGAUUUUGUGCUGAAGGCCUGUGCUAACCACAUUAAACCCAUUGUACCUGAAGAGCAUUAUAAAGCAGUUUGUCGAGCAUUAGUAACUGAGACGCUUGAACUCCGAAUAUUUCUGCAACAAGUUUUAAACGACGAUGUUGCCAAAUUACACCUAAAAUCUGAAUUUCAAACCUCCCAACAAGAGUUGGCGAAAUUAGGAUUUAAUGAUUGGGCUCGCUUUUGGGUACAAGUUAUUGAUGAAUUAAGGCGCGGCGUUCGUUUAAAGAAAGCAAACUACGAACGAGCACCUAUAGAAUACGAACUGACACCCUACGAGAUUCUAAUGGAAGAUAUACGUUCCAGAAAAUACCAAUUACGCAAAGUUAUGGUCAACGGCGACAUACCACCGCGCGUGAAAAAAGAUGCCCACGCUUUAAUACUAGAGUUCAUCCGAUCGCGACCUCCAUUAAAAAAGGCCUCGGAUCGUAAAUUACCGCCGCCCAUAAAACGUACGCCUUCACCACGCGAACAAUUAAUGGAUUCGAUACGGAAAGGGCGAACUCUGAAGCAUAUAUCACCGCCUGCGCCACCUCGCCUCAAAGAUCGCUUGCUUCCGUCAGCAACGUUUUCUUCCAUUGUACCGUCAACGCAUCAGCAGCAUAGUAAAUUCAAUAACUCGUUGUUAUUAAAGGAGAACUUCGAAGUUAAUCUAACUCCGCGUUCCAAGCAACGCCUAAUUAAAGUGGAUUUUUCCCUCUUACAAGACGACGAUGCAUUUUUCGAUGAGUAUUCUUUGGCUUCCACAUCAUCAUCAAUAUCAACAAAUCAUGGACAUGGUAGCGCGACCAGAAAUAUGGGUGUUUGUUCGCAACCAAAAAUGCCUCCGUAUCCUAUUGGUGGCUAUAUGGUGAGUGACCCACCGGCAGCAAAACGAUUCAGUACUGUGACUCAAGCACCACCGACGGCCACCACAACACUAACAACACGUGUCAUGCGACGAACAAAUGCGUACACAAAGGACGACUAUCACAGAUUUUUUGACAACGCCUUAGAAUCUUAUGAUUUGGCAACUCAAUGUGAAUCACGGCGAGCUUCACUUCGACGCCAUACGAUUGUUGGUUGCCAAAGUAAUUUUGAUGAGUCGCAUUCAAUGCCCCCUUCAAGACCUGAAUCACGUCAAUCCGAGGUAAAUUCAACUGCUGCUACUGACCUUGUGAGCACAGUCAAGCAGCUACACAAUAAUUACAAUCAGCAACAGCAACGGCAGCGACACCAGCAACAAUCUCAAUUCCAACCAUCGCGUGAACAUAAGUACGGAGAGCACAAGCAUUCUCAAAAUUCGAGUUUAGAAGAAGAGGAUGAAACGGAUAAUUGCAAUCAUUCGAUAUCCUCGAUUGGCCCGUGGAAUAAAUCCUUUAUGGAUGAGAAGACUUGGAACGAACGUGCUGACGAUCGCCUCUCGUUAACCCUGGAGGAGAUCGUGCACAUUCGUUCAGUUAUGACCAAAGCGGAAUUGGAAGGUCUUCCUGUCGGAGUGCGUGUCAAGGAGGAUGUCGAAAAACGCAAAGUAUGCUUUUUGUGCCUGCGUACACGUUUCUCCAUAUUCGGUCCCUGGGGUAUACAGUGCAAAAUUUGUCAGCGUACAGUAUGCUCAAAGUGUUACACGAAGAUGCGUAUUCCUUCAGAACAUUUUCGCAAUGUGCCGCUUGUAUUGAUUUCACCUUCAUUGUUGGCUAGCCCAGCUGGCUCAAGUACUCCUUCACCAUCACAUUCACAUCAGGGACAUCAUGCCCACUCAUCGUCAACUGGAAAUAUCCUGGAUGAAUCAUUUCCAAAGUCCCUAAUUGAACGGCUAAUGGGCGCUGAAACCAACCGUAAGACUCGACAUACAGUUGGUAGUGCUCCAUCGUCACCGAAGCACCAAAGAUCUAAUAUGAGCACCCCCGGAAUUAUGGCUAUCGAUACGGAGACUGCGGCCGGUCAAGCGGUGGAGGCCAUACAUGAUACAUCGUCUUCAUUCACAGCUGCCGACAGCUGUCACUAUCACACUUCAAUGCUGGUGAAUGGUAUCUGUCGCAACGAUAAUAGUAGACACACUAGCAACUAUUCCAGCAACAAACAUUUCAGCAUAAUGUCUCGCAGUAUGGAGGGUCCGCGCAGUUUGCCAAUAAACAGCCCUGCAUCGAGACCGCAUUCCAAUAGCAGUACGCUGGACAGAAAAAGUAAAUUUUCGAAAGCAUUUACAUUGUCUUCGUCAAGUAACCAAUUGUCUCAGGAUCAAAAGGAGAACAUGCGUGGUGAGCAAGUGCCCGUUUGUAAUGAUUGCAAAGGCCUUGUUAUGGAAAUUUCACGAUCAGCUAAACAGAAACGAUCUUCCGCACGCAAUCGGGCUCUAAAAAAUCUUACCCUUGAUUUGUCCCCCGUAUGGAAAUGAAGGGUUCACCGGAUAAUGAAGGACUUCAUUUAAAUUUAGGUACAAAUCGUGCCAAGGAGAUGGGUACAACUUUCACUGCGCACUACGAACGCAAUGCAGCACGUUUAUCUUCAUCAACAUAAUCAAUUUGCUAUGACAGCCAUUACCGAAUUAUGUUCACUGAUAUUUUCUGCUUAUUUGAGUUUGAUAUGAAAAGUUUCAUCUUUUGGUGUGUUUAUUUGCUUUAAGUUGUAUUUAAAAGUUCUACUUUGCGUUGAAUGUUUUCAGAGUUUGUUUUUUGUUGUUCUCCAGUGUGGGCAAGUGUAACGCUAUGCAUCAUUGCCUUUCGCAUGUGACAAAUUUAAUUGGGUAUAAUUUUUAUGUAAUUGCCUUCUUUGAUCAAUUCAUUUUACUUUAUUUUUUCACACAUAAAAAUCGAUGGGGCUGAACGAUUUACUAGAGCUUAGUUAUCGUUCGAUUUAAUACCUUAGAUUUGAAAGACGCAUCAAAUAAAAUAACAAAGCCUCGUAUUGUAUAAAAUAUUUGUAUUUAUUAACUUGAAAAUUAUAAACUAAAAUUAUACUUAAAAAUUGUGUUUGGAGUGAUAAUGUUAACAUAGACGUCGUUGACGUACAUAUUUGCGGGAACGAGCAAAAUGCCCCUUUAAUUUUAAUUGUCAAAUAUCCAUCUCAUUGUAAUUGUGUUUGAAUAAAUUCUCACUUUCUCUUUAAGUAUUCCUGUAUUUUUCCAAUUAUUCUUUUUCUUUCUUUUUUUCUAAACAAUUAUACGUAAAUUUCUAUUUAUUAUAUUUUCGUUCAAGUUUACCAAAAACCAUUUUUCAAUAUUAGCUCUAUCUUUAAGUGUUAGUAAUAAAUACUUUUCGAAAUGUUUUACGAUAAGUGCAGAAAGAUUGCAAAUAUAUUUUAAGAGUACCGAUCAAAACUAAAGAAAACAAAUCUUCUAAUAUCAAUAGAUUAAUAGAUAAAUGCAAACAAAAAUAAAAAAAAA
Molecule: messenger RNA, 4526 nt
Organism: Glossina fuscipes
Lineage: Eukaryota; Metazoa; Arthropoda; Insecta; Diptera; Glossinidae
Gene: spir
Product: protein spire
Exons: 17
Coding region: 204-3539 (1111 amino acids)
Biological process (GO): actin filament polymerization; cleavage furrow formation; establishment of meiotic spindle localization
Cellular component (GO): cytoplasmic vesicle membrane; cell cortex
Molecular function (GO): actin binding
Source: RefSeq, a predicted model, not a curated record